AUGUCGUCCCGGUAUGAGGGGUUAUACCACAACAAUGCGGAUCCAUACAUCCGCGAGCAAAACGCGUUGGCUCGCGCCCGCUACUACGAACAAGCCUCUUCUGCAUCUGAUCCUCCUCACUGCUACGAAACCGUGCCGGCUACUGCAGGGGACAGCUCUCCGUCUGUCCCUCAAUCUCAUUCCCACCCUCCCUACGCCUCACAUACCACCCCGGUUACCACCAGAGGUGAAAGCUUCUCGUCUGUCGCUCACUAUACCGCCGACCCCUCCAGCACCCGCGCCCAAGUCACAGCCUCAACUGCCCCAGGGCUAAGAAAUGAGGCUGGACCUUCAUCUGCGGCCGAACAGAGUGGCCCACUCCACAACGAAAAUGGCCUGCUUAACUCCGUGUCGGCGACCGAUGCGGUUUUCGGGGCGGGAUACGAUAGUCUGGGAAGAAGCCUGGCCGAAUGCAAAGACAAAAUCAACGGUGUUACCGAGAUUCUGGAGCGGAUUCGGAGCCAGUUGAACGCGCACACACGCAACACCAACGCAAGACGCCUCAAUGUGAACAAAAGGGGAGACGACAUUCUGAGCAUGUUGUACGACGAGUUCGACCGACCAAUCCCUAACUUUCCGCGGACGCCGGCCGCGAUUGACACCUUGGAGCUCCAUGAAGUCGACGCAAUAAUCUGCGCCUUGGGUACGCAGUUGGCGCAUAUUCAAGGGGAUCACCGACAGGCUCUUCGACUCUUGAUAGGAAUAUAA
This is a messenger RNA of Fonsecaea erecta, 747 nucleotides long. RefSeq lists its product as hypothetical. The record is from RefSeq and is a predicted model, not a curated record. Bases 1 to 747 code for a protein of 248 amino acids. The transcript is spliced from 5 exons. NCBI's taxonomy places the organism in Eukaryota, Fungi, Ascomycota, Eurotiomycetes, Chaetothyriales, Herpotrichiellaceae.